CUCAUGCCGGCUCCAUCGCAUCAACGCAUAUCAACAAUCAGCCAUUCCAAGUGCCAAAACUCUAGGUUCUCCACACAGCCACGCUAAGCUAUAUAAAACCCGUUGAAUAAAGAUGGCCAAACCGGGCGAAAAACACCAGAUCCGUAUGCCGGGACUGGUCUUGGACCAGAUUCGGACCAAGGAGGAAAGCGGUGAAUAUGGCAAGGAUGCACGAUUUGCCAGGAAGCGGAAAGCCACGGGAAAGCCCGUUUCUCGUAAGGAGAAAAGAAGGGAAGAGCGCAUGUUGAAAAAGCAAAAGCAUCUGAAAGGUGGCUCCCAUGCCCAGCCGCAGUAUCAACACAGGCAGCCUCCCAAAACCGGGAAAGUGCAACAUCAAGACUCAGACAAACACAACGACAAAGCUCAGUCACAAGGAAAACACGCCGACGACGAGGACCCGAUUGCGGCAUUAAAAGCCCUCAAGGCUUUGAAACAAAAGAAGUCCAGCAAAUCCGAAUUGAAGAUCGUCAAGGAGUCCGAGCUCGAGAGUGAAUCGGACCUCAACAGCGACGAUCCCUCUAGUGAAGAUGGCUUCGAUGGGUUUUCCGACGAUGAAAGUAAUUCAAAUAUGCGGAAGCCUCAUAGCAAGAAUCUGGGAUCUGACAUUCGUAUUGUGAAGGAAGAUGAUCUCGACUCGGACAAUUUCUCAGAAGAUUUCGAGACCGACCUUGAAGAGCAAGAUGGAGAAUAUGACAGUGACCCAUUGGCUGCUCUUGCGAAACUCAAGCACAAGAAAUCCUCGAAACAAGCGCCUCAGAGUGAAAGCGAAGACGGGUUUCCGGAUGAGGACUCGGAUCAAGGUGACUUAUCUGACAAUGACUUCGAUAGUGGAAAUGAAGAUUUAGAAGAAGAGCGAGACCCGCUAGCAAAACUCAAAGCUUUGAAGGAAGCCAAAAAGAACGGCGCCAACCACGCCGAUGACUCGAAGAAGAAAAGCAAACAGCGCAAGGAAAAGAUCAUCGAGGCCACCUUUGGCGACGACAAUAUUGACAGAGAUAUGGAGUAUUACGCCAAGAAGCUAGGACUCAAAAAUGGAAAAAAGUCAAAACUCACAAAGCUCGACGACGACGACAUUGUGGGUGGUCUUCUCGAUGGCUUGGAUCUUGACUUUUCGGACGACGAGGGAGAUAUCCAGGAAGAAGCAGAACUGGGCGAAGAUUCUCUUGACUACUCCGAUGACUUCUCUGACGAUAGUGGCUCUGAGGAAGAGACACACAAGAAAGAAAACCCGUUUGUGGCUCCCGUGCUGGACCAGGAGAGUGAUGGUGGGAAUCUGGACGAAGAAUCUAAGCCUUCAAAGUACAUUCCGCCAGCCAUGCGCCGCAAGCUUGCGCUCGAAAGUUCUGGUGUCUCUGCUGAGACACUAGCGCUUCAAAAGUCAAUCAAGGGACCCAUCAACAAGCUUUCAGAGGCUAAUAUUGGAACCAUUGCCAAUGAAAUCAACGGUCUUUUCCUCACCAAUCCAAGACAAUCAGUCAACGAGAACUUGACCACGAUUCUCAUGGAUAGUGUCAUUCAACAAGGUAGAUUGUUAGAUACUUUUGUCUAUCUUCACUCUGCAUUGGUAGUUGCUAUUUACCGUGCACAAGGCGUGGACUUUGGCGCACAUUUUAUUCAGAGUCUAGUGGAAAAACUUGAGUCCUCACGCGUGGAUGCUUCGAAAUCAAAACAGGCUCUCAAUACGGCUUCUCUCCUUUCUUCUGUCUACGCAUUCCAAUUGGUCUCAUCCAAACUCUUGUAUGAUCUUAUUCGCGAUCUUAUCCAGGAUCUCUCCGAGUCAAACGCCGAGAUUUUGCUUAAAAUUAUUCGUACUUCGGGAAAUCAAAUGAGAGCCGACGAUCCUGGCGCUUUGAAAGAGAUCGUGCUUUUGGUGAACAAAAGCGCCUCGGCGCAGUCCAAAAUUAGUCCUCGAAUGCAAUUUUUGAUUGAUACAAUUGCCUCAUUGAAGAAUAACAAGCUCAAAUUGGAGAAUGAGGCAAGUCACCAACUAACAAUCCGCCUCAAGAAGUUCUUGGGUAAUUUCAUACUGGGCAAAUCCGCGGACCCACUUCAAGUGUCUCUUGAUGACAUUCGCAACAUCGAAACAAAAGGUAAAUGGUGGUUGGUUGGAUCUGCUUGGAAAGGGCUUGACGAGAAAAACCAAGCUCUUGCUAAUAUCGAGAUGGUCAACGAUGUUUUGGAUAGUGCUGAACCCAAUUGGUUGGAAUUGGCCAAAACACAGAGAAUGAACACCGAUAUCAGAAGAGCAAUCUUUAUUUCAAUCAUGUCCGCCAACGAUUACAUUGAUGCUGUCACUAAACUUGAUAAAUUAGCCUUGAAAAAAGCACAAGAAAGAGAAAUUCCGCGUAUUGUUGUGCAUUGCGCAGUGGUGGAACCAGCUUGGAAUCCCUACUAUGGAAUUUUGGCUUCCAAACUUUGUGAUUCUCAUUCCUACAGGAAAACAUUUCAGUUCAUGUUAUGGGAUCUUGUGAAAGGUUUUGAUGGCAAUGAUGGGAGCGACGACGAGGAAGAUGUAUUUACUGGGUUCGAUGAUUCUGAGAGCGAUGACGACAAACUAAAGAAAAUCUUGAACUUGGGCCGUCUUUAUGGCAAUUUGUUUGCGGAGGGUUCUUUGGCUCUACACAUCCUAAGAACCGUGAAUUUUGUGUCUGCUUCUGCCGAUGUUAAGCUUUUCAUGGAGAUCCUCUUAGUCACAUUCCUUGAUCAAAUUGCCAAGAAAUCCCAAGUAAACUCUAUCGGCGUUGGUCUUGUCGGCAAGAAAGGUAUGUCUGAGCAAAAAUUUGACGACCGCACUUUAAUUGAGCGCAUCUUGAAAGCAAAAGACGAACCUGGCUUACUCAAAGGCAUCAGUCAUUUCAUCUCCCGCAAUCUUCGUGACAGUCACUUUAUUACUGGCAGAAAACAGAGAAAGAGGGUCGAAUGGGGUAUUAAGUCUAUGACUGACAUCAUCGAAGAGAUUGUGAAAGAGACGGAAUUCUAGAAAUGUAUAUACAGCCGGGCUUCGAGAUCUCAUUUUCGAAGUAGUAAUAAAUAAUUUGGAUAUUCGAGAUAUAGCAGAAUC
Molecule: messenger RNA, 3100 nt
Organism: Metschnikowia bicuspidata var. bicuspidata NRRL YB-4993
Lineage: Eukaryota; Fungi; Ascomycota; Pichiomycetes; Serinales; Metschnikowiaceae
Gene: SGD1
Product: Sgd1p
Exons: 1
Coding region: 113-3019 (968 amino acids)
Biological process (GO): ribosomal small subunit biogenesis
Cellular component (GO): nucleolus
Molecular function (GO): RNA binding; protein binding
Source: RefSeq, a predicted model, not a curated record